GUGAUGUGAACUCAUUCGCGAAUUGAUUCAACGUUAACGUUUUUAGAUUCAUAUGAGAAUUGUUGUUUGUUUAUUUCUUGUCCAAAUUAUAUUUUCUACGAAAUAUUCGUUUUAAUUUUACAAUUUCGAUUUUUUAAUAUUUUAUAUUCAGAAUUGAUAUUAUAGUAAUUUUAUUUUUGUGAAGAAUUCGAGAAAGCAUAUUGAUUAAUAUGCUAAUUGUUAAACAAUAUUUAAUUCUAAUCUAGAAAUUUCAGCUUGAAAUCCCACAAUAGUCGGUUCAUUGGAUUCGUUUUUAUCUAAUUGAAAUUGCAGGGGUAAAAUCAGAAAAAUGGAUGUUUCUCAUAACUGAUGGGAAGUUUGAUUGUUUGACAAGAAGAAUUGAAAAUUUACAAUGGUGGGUCAAACUAAACAGCAUCAUAGCCUACUGGAAAAGAUUCAAGCUAUGUUAUCCGAAAUCACAGUGGAACCGAUUCUCUUCCUCACCGUUACCUCCGAUCUGAUAUACAAGUUGAUUAUACAGAAUCUGUACAUGGAAAAAGCAUGUCGCGUAUCACUUUCGAUGAACUCAACUACUUGCGAUGCCAUGUCCAGAAGAAACCAAAGCGGUUACUCAGUAUCCGAAGAGAUUGAAGUUCAGAAGCUGUCAUCCGGAAUGAUGGCCAUAGCCAAUGCCCUGCACGGGUUUUUCCCCGUCAUUCUGGCCUUAUUCAUAGGUUCUUGGAGCGACAGACAUAGCAAGAGAAAACCGAUCAUCUUGGCACCCGCUAUAGGAUUGUUGCUGACAUUGAUCUGCUUAAUAUUGAACACGAUAUAUUUUUACGAACUUCCUAUUAUAUUUACCGUGUUGAGUGAUGCGUUCUUCAUCCCCCUUCUUGGAGGAUUUCCGUGUUUGUUUUUAGGCGUUUAUAGUUUCAUUGGUGCCAUCAGUAGCGAUGAGAACAAGACUGUGAGAUUGGGUACCAUUUCGACGACACACUCUGUAUCGAUGGUGCUGGGCAUCGGCGCCAGUGGUUUCUUGUAUAAUUACCUAGGUUUCAUCGCAACCUUUGCCCUGUGCUCCAUCUUGGUGUCCUUGGGAAUUAUAUCCGGGUAUUUUUUGGUGCACGAUCUGCCCUUGAAGAAGUCUGAGAUCGACGUAAUGGGCGGGAUGGAUAAGAAGAAAUCUUUUCUUUGCGAUUUUUUCGAUUUCAGAUUUUUAAUACGCACUUUCAAAGUUUGUUUCAAGAGUAACAAGAAUAACAGGAGAUACAAGAUUUUGGCUUUGAUGUUUCUUGGCGUAAUCUCAGUUGGGCCAAUGCAUGGAGAAAUGGCGGUCUCUUAUCUUUUCUCGAGAUACAGAUUUGGCUGGAGUGUUAUGCAGUAUAGUGGCUUUUCGUUUUUCCAUUUAGUCUCGCAAUCAUUCGCCAGUGUCAUUUCCUUGGCCAUAUUCUCGAAAUAUUUAAAAUGGGAAGAUGCCACAUUAGGGAUGAUUGGAAUUACCAGUUCAAUAAUAGGAUCUUUGAUAUCUGCAUUUGCCACAAUUGGAGUAGUGUUUGUUUUAGGCGGAGUUGUCGAUUGCUUCAUGAUAGCAGCGCAUAUAUCUCUUAGGUCGAUGUUGGCCAAAGUGGCAUCUCCGAACGAGCUAGGCCAGGUUUAUUCCAUCUUUGGAGUGUGUCAAGCCCUAGCACAUUUCAUAUUCAGCCCGUUAUAUAAUUUAAUGUAUAAAAGUACGAUUAUGAUAUUCCCAGGCGCGUUUUACUUGUUUUCAGUUGUGGUUAAAACGAUGGGAUUAUUUUUUUUCAUAUAUCUCUAUGUUGAAGCUGUGAGAACGAGGCGAUUAAAAUCCAAAUUGGAAAAAGAAGGAGCUUUAGAAAUCGAUGCACAUUGUUGAGGAAGUGACUUCAUCAAAUUAUCCAACCUCUUUUCGAUUGAAUAAUGAAACAUUUUCGUUUGUGAAUGUCGCCAUAUGUAUGUGAAAUUGUGAAAAUAUUUUUAGUAUUUUACAUAUAAAUUUACUAUUUUAUACAUAAAAAAGCGAUUUAGAAAUGUCGUUAAUUCUUUAUAGAGAAUAUAUAACUCAAAAAUUACACAAGAUAAUAUAAUAUAUGUAUCUUUGAUAUAA
Messenger RNA from Harmonia axyridis, 2101 nucleotides. RefSeq lists its product as uncharacterized. Gene Ontology annotation, cellular component: membrane. Gene Ontology annotation, molecular function: transmembrane transporter activity. The record is from RefSeq and is a predicted model, not a curated record. Gene Ontology annotation, biological process: transmembrane transport. Lineage: Eukaryota; Metazoa; Arthropoda; Insecta; Coleoptera; Coccinellidae. The transcript has 6 exons. Bases 392 to 1870 code for a protein of 492 amino acids.